Mugil cephalus (flathead mullet) is the source of this 5793-nucleotide messenger RNA. RefSeq names its product potassium voltage-gated channel subfamily A regulatory beta subunit 2a (gene kcnab2a). Gene Ontology annotation, biological process: regulation of potassium ion transmembrane transport; potassium ion transport; regulation of action potential. The transcript has 14 exons. The record is from RefSeq and is a predicted model, not a curated record. Gene Ontology annotation, cellular component: cytoplasm; voltage-gated potassium channel complex; extrinsic component of cytoplasmic side of plasma membrane. Lineage: Eukaryota; Metazoa; Chordata; Actinopteri; Mugiliformes; Mugilidae. Gene Ontology annotation, molecular function: potassium channel regulator activity; voltage-gated potassium channel activity; transmembrane transporter binding. Bases 796 to 1992 code for a protein of 398 amino acids.
GCACAAGGCAUGCAGAUGUAAGUUUAAUCCAGGCAACAGUCAGAGCUGGGAAGUGAAUAGGAGGUUGCCCUUUGACUAACACACAGUAGUAGUCAGGAGGAUACGAAGCAUCCAGCGCAACCGUCAAGGCGGACCUAGAAGAGGAGAUGAAAUCCACCUGGAACUGUGUGUCGUGUUUUAUUCGCUCCAUCUCUUUGUGUGGAUUCAUGCGCUGACACUCUUAAAGCUUGGCAGCAAGAGGUGUUAUCUGUAGCACUGAGCUUAAAAGGAAAUUGUGCGACUCUGCCUGUCGGCUUCUGAUGAGCCUCUGAUUAAUAGAUACAGCGAGAGGAGGAUAUCCAGAUGAAUCCAGGAAGAACUUAGAGGGACAAUCUUUUUGUGUUUGUUUUUGAUUGCGUUGUGUUAGGGCUGCGUUUUAAGUGAAGUCUGCAGUGAUUGCACGUUUAUUCCUCGUACCAUCUGAGGCAGAACGACCACAGUGAUGCUAAUGAUGCUUGGAUUUGGACUUCCUUUGACAGGACUUUGUUUUCACCUGAUCAGCAAUCUGCACCUGUUCUAAUUUGCCGCCUACCCGCUCUUUUUUUUUUCCUUUUCUUUGAGCUUAUCAGUCACUUUAGAGAAUGGGCAGUGAUUUCUAGAAGAGUCACGGUGUGCAAGAUUUCGAUCUGGAGUAAAAACAUCCAUCAGUUGAGCUUUUGCGAGGAGUUACCGCCCCUGGGAGUUUAUCUCACCUGCUCUAUCCAGUGGGGAGCUAAUCAGUGAAUUCACAGUCGGGACAGUCAGCCAGAAAGCAAGAUGCAGGUGUCUUUAGUGUGCACGGACCAUCGAGGCGGGGUCAGCCGCACCACAGAGGACCGGCUAAAUCGACAAAAUGCCAACAGCCCCAACACAGGCACCCGCAGCAAGUUCAGAGCGGUGGCGAUGGUUGCUCGCAGUCUGGGACAACUCUCAGUUCAGAGUGUCCCUUCCUCCAGCGAGCAAAGUGUGAAGACUGGCAUGAAGUAUAGAAACCUUGGGAAGUCAGGUCUGCGGGUAUCCUGCCUCGGAUUAGGAACAUGGGUGACGUUCGGCGGACAGAUAACGGACGAGAUGGCAGAGCAGCUGAUGACUCUGGCCUAUGAAAAUGGCAUCAAUCUGUUUGACACAGCGGAGGUCUACGCUGCUGGGAAGGCAGAAGUGGUGCUCGGGAACAUUAUAAAGAAGAAAGGAUGGAGACGUUCCAGUCUGGUGAUAACAACAAAGAUCUUCUGGGGCGGAAAGGCGGAGACUGAAAGAGGUUUAUCCCGAAAACACAUUAUAGAAGGUUUAAAAGCCUCUCUAGAAAGACUGCAGUUAGACUAUGUGGACGUGGUUUUUGCAAACAGACCGGACCCUAAUACACCUAUGGAAGAGACGGUUCGAGCAAUGACCCAUGUGAUAAAUCAAGGCAUGGCCAUGUACUGGGGAACGUCCCGCUGGAGCCCGAUGGAAAUAAUGGAAGCGUACUCAGUGGCACGACAGUUCAACCAGAUCCCUCCCAUCUGUGAGCAGGCUGAGUACCACAUGUUCCAGAGAGAGAAAGUGGAGGUGCAGCUUCCUGAGCUCUUCCAUAAGAUCGGUGUGGGGGCCAUGACGUGGUCUCCACUGGCCUGUGGGAUCAUCUCAGGGAAAUACGACGGCAGGGUCCCUCCCUACUCUCGGGCUUCUCUGAAGGGCUACCAGUGGUUGAAGGACAAGAUCUUGAGCGAGGAGGGCCGGCGUCAGCAGGCGAAGUUGAAAGAGCUGCAGGCAAUCGCGGAGCGGCUGGGCUGCACUCUGCCCCAACUCGCCAUCGCGUGGUGCCUACGGAACGAGGGGGUGAGCUCUGUCCUUUUAGGGGCGUCCAACACCGACCAGCUGAUGGAGAACAUAGGAGCGAUUCAGGUUCUUCCAAAGUUGUCAUCGUCCAUAACACAUGAGGUGGACAGCAUCCUGGGGAACAAGCCGUAUAGUAAAAAGGACUACCGCUCCUAACGGGCGGCACGGCCCCGCCCGGCAGGGCUGCACCCGGCCUGCAGCCGCAGUGCCCCACCUUUGCCUGAUCCUCUGUUUGCUUGAGCUUUUACUGAGUGAGACCCUGGCGCAUGAGUCUGGCCACACCAAGGCCACCCAGGGGCACCUCAUUUAGAGUUACAGGGAUAAGAUAAGAAAAGGGGGAAAAAAUAGUCAGUCACCUCCACAUGAAAGGAUGGGAUUGAGAAAGAAAGACGAGACGAGGUUAGAGAUAUGUGCUCAUACUUAAAUCAGUUAUUCAUUCAAUUCAGCUGAACGUAUUUUAAAAACCAUAGAGAAGAAUUACCUUUUUAAAAAAUAAGCACACGCUUGCUUGGCAGCCAGAUUGGUUCACUCUUUUUUUUUUUUUUGCUCUUUUUUUCUAAAAACGAAUGCAACUAAAAGGAAGAUGAAGUUCAUACUGUAUGAAUAUCAGAGAGCUACUGUUGCACAUGUACCAUAGCCAUGCUUUUGUUCCCUGGAUGUUCUGUUUACAAACACCUUUGUACUGUACAAGUCCGUCAAGGUUUCUCUGAAAGAAGAGUUUGUGUUGUCAACGUUACCAGAGCCUCGUCGUGGGCUUUAACAAUCAGCACUUUAGUACUGUCAGUAAAGCUGUUGGAGGGGAGAGAAUGGGUAUUAUAAUAGUCUUAUCUCACAGCCAUUGCACUAGAAUCACAUCGCCUCCCGAUGAUUCCCUCUCUUCAUCCUCCCUCUGUGUCUUCACUGGCAGUGUGAUUGUCCAGCCUAACGCUCCGAUGCUCCAGCUUCAAAGCUCGAGUCCUGAAUUCAACUGGACUGAGAGGAUGAGGGGGGGUUGGGGGGGGGUGAGUGAGGCUCCGACCACUGAACCGGAGCUUAGGAGCUUGGGCUGAUGUGUCUGGGCAACUUGUCUGCCACUGAAGAGAUGAGCAGUCUAUUUGUCCCCAGCAGUGGCGUUGAAUCAAAUGCAGCGCUCUGCUUCACUGUGUUCCCCAGCCGCUGUAGGAGCGCCCGUAUCAGUGCUGGCUCCCCAUCUCCCCUUCAUCAAAUUCUGUUCUACUAGUUUGCCUUAUUUACAGUUGCAUCAAACUGUGCUUGGGGCUUUGGUGUAGACGAGCAGCUCGACAGCUGCCUCUUCGGCCGACUGGUCACACGUCCCCAGAGUGAACGGAAACGCCGACUGGCGGAAGGUUGUGUUCGUUGCUCCCCAACUGUGAGGACGGAGUCGUGUGUCCAGUCGAUCAGUGAGUGGCAGCAGCUCAGGGAACGGAGCAGGUGGUUUCAGUCGCGUGUUUGCUUGCACAUGGUCGGGAAGUCGUAUUUAGUCGUCUGUCUUUCUUUCGUGCGUGGACACUGGGGAGGACCAGUGACGUUUUUAGCGUGGCUCGAGCCAAAGAUCUUCUUCUUCUUCAUCUCUUUUAGACACACACACACACACACACACACCCCAGCGUUUCAAUCCCACGUCCUGCAAGAUUAUAGAAAUCACGCCGACGCAUGUGCUGUCCAGCUUGUUAUCUAUCUACGGUAUGGACUUGGCUCCAUAUAUAUCUUUACUUGAACAAGCUGUUAUACUAGUAAACAAAUAUGUCCUUCAUAUACAGAAUGCAUAGUGCAGCUAAGUGCUUUAGGAUUGGUAAGGUUAGUUUGAGGCGGCAGGCGAACGGAGACAUGUCACAAGUAUUACUGCAGCCGUCCUUUAUCAUUCUUUGUCCUUCGGGUGCUCUUUUACUGUGAUUAAAGCACAAGUGGAUUAGCAUGUGACACAUCCUCUACGCAUGGACCCUCUUCACCCAGCCUACAGUACCUGCGGGAUAAGCUAGGGGGCGCUUCUCAGCUUAACUAACACAUGUAGAUAAGUAAUCUUUACUAACAGCUGAUAAACUGUUGAUUCUUAGCAGAUAAAAAACAAGAGCAGAUUAGGAAACUGUAUCCGUGUGAAUGACGUGAAUGAGAGCUUCUCAGCUGGAGAGGAUAAUCAUAGUGAACAUCGCUGCGUGGGGUUUGUGUGGAGAACUUUUACAGUCUGCUUCAGUACUACUAGGUGAGUUUUAGUUUUAGUCAGUGUGGGGACGGGGGCCACACUUUAACCUGUCCUAUUAGUUGACCCCUGUAUAGGUUUGGUUUGCUGUGUCUUGUAUGUCUGAGUAAAUAAAACCGUCACGAGCCGAUGCCGUUUUCUCAGAAGAACAAAAAGAACGUUUAGUUUAUUAGUCUGUGGAGUUUUCGUGUCUUAAUAUUUUCAUCUGUAGGGAGCAGAAAAUAAGUCUGAGACGUAAAGGAAAAGUCCAACGUUUGGGGAAAUAAACUUAUUGGCUGAAAGUUGAGUAAUAAGCCUGACACCACACUCACGUCUAUAAUCAAUAAAUUGGCCAAGCAAAAAGAAACAAGGGGAAGCAGUUCAUCUGGCCUUACCCUGAGGAAACAUUAUCCACCUGCCAGCAUCUUUGAAGCUCACUAAUCCUAACCCUAACCCCCAUGUAGAUUGUUAAAUCCAUACAGGAAAAAACAGAAGAGACUCCAGGAAGUCACUGGUCCCAGCCAGGAAAUAGACCUAAAGUAUUUCCAACCCUAACCAGUCUUUUAUUAGCUGUGCUUGACUCGACUUCAACCUUCCCUGAACAGUUCUGGCAUGCCGAAGCAUUCACUGAGCUUUAAUAGUUGUGUUGUGGACAUGCUGAGGCUUUCCAGAUAAAGAGCAGGUUCCUGGUGUGAUGAAUUCAUAGGGAUGUAUUGGCAGAAGUGGAGUUGUUUAGAUUGAGCUCCACCGUACAUUGUGCCACUAUAUUUCUACAGUAGUAUUCAUUUGGUUGCAGUUUGCAUCCAUUACACUAGAUGGCACUGAAUCCCAAAUGAUGGUCCUUUAAAUUAAAGGACGCUACCAUUUUUUGCAACAGUUUAUGUGACUUUGUUGUGAUCUUUAUUUGUUUUGUAUCUAUGGCGUUUUUACAAAUGACAUUUGGGUAAAUGUCGCCCUCAUUAAGGUGCUGAUUGUGUUUCCUUAAAACCGCCAUAGUUCCCCGUUUCCAGUCUUGUUGCUAAGCUAACGUAGCCAGCUGUUGGCUGGGUUCAGCAGACAGAUGUGAGAGUGGUGUCAGUCUUCUCGUUUAACUCUUGGCUCCAGUGAGCCCCCUGAACUGAUGAACUCUUCCUGUGAAUUGUAUCGCUGUGCAUUUCGUUUGAGCAUCAGUGUUAUUUCUCAUCGUGCUGACAGUAGAAAUAACACAACGUUGCGUGAUGCCCUCAUCUGUGUAGGAGUGUAUUAAUGCUUUAAGAGGUUCUGGUUUCAUCACAUUUGCUGUCCAUACAUUUUAAUGACGAGCUCAGAAAUGAAACGGACCCGCAGAUUGAUAGAGCUUUACAGACGGUUCUAGGUUAUACAGAGAGUAUAUUUUUUAUGUUUUAGCCUUUAAUGCAGUAGAGAGAAUUAAAAGACCAUUAUUUAUUUUUUUUUCAUCUUGCUGCAUUUCUUCCUAUCAGUAUUGUGUUGAUUUCAAGACUGACAAACAGAAGCAAUCUUUUGUGUUGUGUAUGCAUCAUGAGUGUUUGGAUGCAGCAGUGUACUGAAUUCACUCUGAAGACGACGUAGUGAGAGCCCGGUGUCCCCUGUACAUACUCUGACCUUUGUAGAUGUAUAUAUUUCUGGUUGUGAUCACCUCUGCCUUUUCUCUUUUCAGUUUCUUUUUCUUUUGCAGGCGUUGCUAUCUGCACUGUGCUUGAAUCUGAAAUUUAGACAGGAUGUACAGCUUCAAUCUUCAAUGAAAAAUGAAAUCAUGAUAAAAAUAAGAAUGGAAAACAAAA